Molecule: messenger RNA, 777 nt
Organism: Phaeoacremonium minimum UCRPA7
Lineage: Eukaryota; Fungi; Ascomycota; Sordariomycetes; Togniniales; Togniniaceae
Product: putative electron transfer flavoprotein beta-subunit protein
Exons: 3
Coding region: 1-777 (258 amino acids)
Cellular component (GO): cytosol
Molecular function (GO): electron transfer activity
Source: RefSeq, a predicted model, not a curated record
AUGUCCGCCCUACGAAUACUGGUGCCCGUUAAGCGGGUAAUUGACUAUGCAGUCAAGCCCCGCGUGAACAAGGCGCAGACGGGCGUCGAGACGGCCGGCGUCAAGCACUCGAUGAACCCCUUCGACGAGCUCUCGGUCGAGGAGUCUGUGCGGAUCCGCGAGAAGAAGUCGGCGCCGGGCGGCGUGGAGGACAUCUGCGUCAUCUCGGCGGGGCCGGCCAAGGCGCAGGACGUGCUGCGGACGGCGAUGGCGAUGGGUGCGGACCGGGGCAUCCACGUGGAGGUCAAGGAGGGGGAGGAGCUGGAGCCGCUGAGCGUGGCCAAGCUGCUCAAGGAGGCGGUGCGGCGGGAGAAGAGCAACGUGGUCAUCCUGGGCAAGCAGAGCAUCGACGACGACGCCAACCAGACGGGCCAGAUGCUCGCGGGCCUGCUGGGCUGGAGCCAGGCGACGCAGGCGAGCAAGGUCGAGUUCGGCGAGGGCGACUCGGUCAGUGUCACGCGCGAGGUCGACGGCGGCGUCGAGACGCUCAAGGCCAAGCUGCCGAUGAUCAUCACGACGGAUCUGCGUCUCAAUGAGCCGAGAUACGCUAGUUUGCCGAACAUCAUGAAGGCUAAGAAGAAGCCGCUUGAGAAGAAGACGCUGGCAGACUUUGGCAUCACGACCGAGAGGAGGCUGAAGGUGCUCAAGGUUACUGAACCGCCGACACGGCAAGGCGGCGGCAAGGUAGAGGAUGUUGGUGGGUUGGUAUCCAAGCUCAAGGAGCUCGGUGCAUUAUAA